Molecule: messenger RNA, 1533 nt
Organism: Xylaria bambusicola
Lineage: Eukaryota; Fungi; Ascomycota; Sordariomycetes; Xylariales; Xylariaceae
Exons: 5
Coding region: 186-1169 (327 amino acids)
Source: RefSeq, a predicted model, not a curated record
CAAGCACGAUAUUUUGAAUUUCAUGCCAAGGCGUAAGGGAUACCUACCUAACCUAAUAGUGUAUUGCAACAUAACCCCCAAACGAAAGCCCCUGUCAGAUGGUAUAUAACCCUUGAUUAAACUUUCAAUCGAUUAGUGUUAUUUUGCUAGCUUUCCGUUUAAUCAGGGUCUCGUCUUGGUGCAGCAUGUCUUCCGCAACAGGCAACUCAUUGGGCGACAACAGCGAGAACCGUGGACCACCACUCCGCAUCUAUGUCGUUAUCCUAUUCGUCGUCGCGCUCAUCGCGACUGGUUUGCGGUUCUGGUCGCGAGCCCUCUAUGUACCUCAAAGCAGACAAUUCCAUCGCUUUUGGUGGGAUGACUGGAUUGCUUUGGCGGCCGCGGCGGCCUUCACAUUGGAAGUAAUAGUUACACUUCUGAUGAUUGAAAGCGGCCUAGGCCUUCAUAUCUGGGCUUUGUCAAUGCCCCAGCUUGCGAGCCUGUUCAAAUACGUGUAUGCGUUCCAAUUUGUCUAUGCCAUUACAAUUCCUCUCAGCAAGGCGUCUGCAUUGCUGUUUCUCAAACGCAUCUUUCCCGAUUAUGAGAAAACCGCGUGGUUCAACGUCAUCGUGUGGGUUACACAUGCCCUCAACGUCGGGUGGUUCGUUGGAAUCGUCGUCGCCUCGUUCUUGAAUUGUGAUCCCGUCGAAAAGAAUUGGAAACCUUGGGUGCCAGGGACAUGCCGACCUACACAUGAGCUGUAUUUGGGAAGCGCAGUAACAAGUGUAUUUAUCGACCUUAUCAUCCUUCUACUGCCUAUGCCUCGGGUCUGGCGCCUUCGAAUUGGGUUCGCUCGGCGGUGUGCAGUUACAGCUAUAUUUGCAUUAGGAUAUACCGUGGUUAUUGCGUCAAUUGGACGUCUAGUAGUUACUGAUACCAAAGCCACUGGAUUGGAAACGGAUUUUUCAUACGGAGGCUUAGAUGUGUUCUACUGGACAUUUGCCGAAUCAGCAACUCUUAUAUUGUGCAUCAGUCUACCAGCUAUGCCUAACUUGAUUUACUACUUGUGCGAAGAUUCUUGGUACCGUACGGGCAAAAGGUUCCUUUCUUUGUUCCGUUGCGGGCGUUUGAAAAGAAAUCCCCAGGAAACCAGAGAGGGCAAGGCUUUAUAUGCUACUACCAACGAAUAAUUCGUUUAAACGAUCCCCAUUUCCUACAAAAAACAAUGGGCGGUAGAAGUUGCAAUAUUAGGAACUCGGUUCGAGAGUCUAUGCUGACUUAUCAUGCGGGUUAAUUAUGGCGGUACGGUCUACCUUGUAGCCGCUGGGUCUUGAGUCUAUAGAUAAACUGAGGGUUACCCCCCCUUGUUGACCUGAUAGUGGCCAAAGCUUUUGUAGGUAGAAUUUUCUUUGGGGUACAUCUAACGCGUCUCCCACUUGACCUGGCUACCCAAUUGACCUAGCCACCCAAUUAACCUAGCCACCCAAUUAACCUAGCCACCCCCUUAACCUAUAUAAAAACCUAAUGUUUUAAUUUAUAAUAACUUAACCAAUA